ACGCACCAGCAGGGGAUUUUUAUAUAUGCGUGAAGAUCAUGGUCUAGUACUAGUAUUUUGUCUUUCUGUUUGGCUUUAUUCCUGCGGUUAGAUAGAGGGUUACUAGAUCAGGUUAGUACUAACUGAAUAUGAUUGACAAGAACGUUGGCGUUCUGACUGAAAAAAGCAAAAUGCGGUACAGCUACAUCAGGAAUCCGGCCGAGAUGAAAAAGCGGCCUCGUCGCGGGUCGGCUGUCGUUCCUACAGCUUUGUUGGGUAGUUUUUACAACUUCCACGAGCAGGUCUUCCUCCACCAUCUGACCCCGCAGGCUGGUGUCGGUGUCAUCAACAUCAACUUCGCAACCGCGACAAACGUAUGGAUUGCAAAAAUGUCUGGGUCUGGAAGAUUCUGACAUUUGUCAUGCAUUUCUGACAUGAUUCAAGAAUCUGUAUUGCAUGGGCACGAAAUAAGCCUCUCCUACCUGUCAUGCAAAAACGCAGCUUCUCAUGCGGAAUACGCAACGCAUAGCAGCUCAAAAAUUUGUCAUGCUUGGCUGCGUUUUGCAGUCCGGCUAUCAUCCACUUGUAGCAUCACAAGUUUCCAGACCCAUACAUUUUUGCAAUGCAUAAAACGUGGCGGAGGCGACGCACAAGCGGCGGUUUCGGAAGACCACACACGACGGCAGCUACGUGGAAAGUAGCGACAUUGUGGCAACAAACCCUGGUAGUUCUCAUGCGGCAGCUGCUAGUACGAAAACGAAAACCACGACCACCUCUGUUGAUGAGAACAAAAGGAGCGGCGCCGCGGACGACCUUGACGAAUCUUCCUCACAACUCAAGAAGAUGAACAGCAGGGAGAACGGCGCACCGGAGUUUCUCCUUGAGCCUGCUGCCAGUAGUACAUUGGCGGUCCUAUCGUCGGACGGUGAAGUGGCUGUGGAGGGUGUCGGGAAUUCUACGUCCGCGACUCUGGCGGCUAGCACUUCCACCCCCGAGGAUGCUGAUGACCUUCACCUCUCGAGCCAGGAGAAGGCCGCGGUAGAGGAGUUGCAGAAACUGUCCCCGCAAGAGCAAGAAGCGAUCGUCGCUGCGGCACCCGCGCCGUUGCCGGUUUCCCCGGACGAGAUGGAGUGGUAUCGCAUCUUCGGUCCUGUAUUCUGAGUAAAAACGUCCCACCCCAGAGUUGUCAUGCAAAUCUGCAUGCCAAAAAGGUUUCUCACGCGGAGCCCCAUGAGAGCCAUUUUCUAGUUGUGUUUUGGGAUUUGCGAUGCUAGAAUCAGCAUGAUAUGCCAGAUCUGUGAUGCUUCGGAACUAGCUAAAGAGGAUUCGGUACACCACAAGGACAAACUUGUCCUGCGAAACAUCCAAAGCCGGGAAGAUGGGAGGUGGGGCUUACCGUCUUCAGACAGGCCAGCCGCCGUGAGGGACUACCGCCUCUGUUAUUGAGGAUAGCGCGCGUCCUCCUCGACUGAGUUGCGUGCGCGGCCCGUCCGUGUUCCGCGUAAAUCUCUACAGGAGAGUGCGCGCCGCGUCGAAAGGCUCCCUUCCGUGCGGAGCGCCCCGAACCCGUUUUCGCGCACCUUUAUGAUGGCCUUACUGUUAUAAGGAGUCAGAUCAGUUUGUAGCACCCAAUCUGUUUAUGCUAGCAAAGGGCUAGUGCGCUGUGGACCCCCGGGAUCAGGCUGACGAGGCCCCGACCGAAGUGGUGGGCGCUUAGGGUGAACUAUGUAUGUAGCGCUUAGGGCCCUUCCGUACGGCCAUUUGUAUGUCCCACAACGGGGCUCGCCUAAGUCGGUCAUUUGUAUGCAAGGCGUUGGGUUACCCGGUCGGCAGAGCCGAUCCACAACGAACGAAGAUUUCCCAUCUUGACUGUGGUGCGGGGACGUUUUUACUCAGGAUACGGCGGCACCAAGCCCACUGAGCGGCUGGAAGCACAACAAUUCGCGCGAGCGGCACAGCUGCAAAGGUUGUUGGAGCGGCAAAGGAACGCGCCGCAGCUAAGUCCACCGUUGUUGAGCCGAGACGCCUCCGCUCUCGCAGCCCCGCGGUGGCGGCGCACGGACAAUGUGACCGCUCUGGAGCUCGUGGCCUACCGCCGCCUGUUCGCCGAAAAGGCGCGGUCGGGCUUCCUCGGCAUGCUGCACGGCUUUACCUACCCCUACGACGUUUAUUUCGUCGACAAAGAUGGCCGAGAAACAGACGAAAACUUGUUUUUCAAGCAACGGCUCACGCUUUUGCCCGGCGGGCGGAGGGAUAAUUUUCUCCCGAACCGAUUCCUCACGCGCGCCUACACGGAGGAACAAGUGCCGAUUGAUGCCAGUGGCCACGCGGGGAACAACGAGAUGAAAAUCGAGCAUCCCUUUCUCUACGUGCAACGCAGAACGAUGCUGGAUCACGACAAACUAGAAGAUCCAUCAGACUUCUCCGGGAGCACGGCGACCGGAGCAUCUUCCGCGAACAAAACCUUUCAGACCGAGGGUUUGGCGCAGAGGGUCGCGCGGAACACACGCAAUGUGGGGCUGCAGCUGACCGGGCUGCGGAACUUGGGCACGAGCGGCAGCAUCUGGGAGUUCGUGUCCAGCGAACCCAGUUACCCGGGACAGUCGCCGAUAUCUGCGCCGAGCGAAGUGCAGGUGUUUGACGGACUGCAGCCACACUAUGGAGUUCUCAAAUGUUACAUUCUCAACCGUUACAUGAAUUUGUAAUGCAAGAACGGCAAAACCAAAAGCGAAAGGGGGAAGAUUGCGCCUUUUGCAUUUUACAGAUUUGGCGCAGAUUUAGAUGCUGUCUAGCCCUUCGGAGCUUUGUCAUGCGAAGCAGCUUAAUCGUGGCGAAGAUCUUGCUGGUAAAUUUGCAUGACAAAUCAUGUCACAGUUGAGAAAGGCACGUUUGAGAACGCCAUACGCACGCAUACCGUUUCGGAUACAUGCAAUGGAUCAAGGUACUGUACUGAUCACUUCCAUGUAUACUUCUAUCUAAACUGGUCUCUCAGAAGAUGCCUUCGUCGUAGUUGUGGUUCUGAUGAGAUACUGCAAAAUUAUGUUGGAAUGUACUACGGAAAAAAACAAAAAUCAUGCAAAUUAUACCUGGAGAAGCAAGCUGAAACAAAACCCAACCAGGUUCCCGAGGAUGCCGAUGGGUACCCGGUCGAAAACUGGAAGCACUGGGGGUAUGCCGCGGAGUGGUUUUUCUAUCGCUACGCAGCGGAAGACGAAGAAGACACUCUUCGUGUUGGCGAGAACUCCGGCCACGGCCUAUUGCAGUGAAAAAUGCCCCCACCCGCAAAGUUGCAAUGAUUUGGGAUGCGAAGUUUCCAAAUGAAAACUUCUUGUCAUGCAUGAAAGGAGUAUGAAUCUUUCUCUUCUGAUGCACCAGAGUCUAGCCGGCUAUCGCAUCGCUUGCAUCACAAGCGUCGCUCUUGCUGGGAUCUUUCGCAAUACAAAUUUUCCCUAUUCACGACGGGAAAUCUGUGAUGCUGAUAGAUGCAAGAGGGCGAAUGUUUCAUUUGGAAAGGUUUGCAAUAGCCAAGAGAACUAUAGUACUUGCAGCAACUAGGGUCAAACCUGGAACCGAAGAAGGCUCAAAGAAGGCUACUUGCUUUAUUUCUGAAAUCUGAAUGCUACUGUGGUGCAGACUAGGCUCAAACCUGGGCCAAGAAGGAUCAAAUCUCUAGAGAUGACCUUUUUUUUCUAAUUUUUUUUGGUGAAUCACCACGCUACUGCGAAAAAAGAUUGAUAACGAUUCGGGCGAACGCCUCUAGAGCUCGAAAACCUGUAGAGCUCAAUCUCUAGAGCUGAAUCUCUACAGCUGUUUGGUGAUGCUCUAGAGCCUAAGCUCUACAGCUUCCGCCUAUAGCGAGCAUCUACAGCUCGACAGCCAAAAGCCUUUUUUUUUUGAUGUUUUUGACACUGAGCAACCGCAGCUACCCGGCCGAUCCGCUGCCCCUGGUGCUUGCCUAGGAAACCGAGCACAGAAACAACGAACCAACCACAGUGGUGCUGUGGCUAACACAUCAGAAACAGCCAGCCGCAUGGCUGUUGCCUCCAUGGCCAUGCUGUGAGGUGUGGCCGCCGGCACCGAGAGUAAAACUCAAAAACACCCCUGGCAGCCGUGCCUCUUACUUAGAUUUGUUGGGAGGCAACCACCAGCAGUUGCGUGGUCCUGCUACUUGCUACAGGGUAUCGGCAGGUUGCAGCGCUUUCUUUCCACGCCGGGCGACCACCUGCUACGACGAGUACCAGCGCGACGGCCAGGAGUCGCAUCUAAAAAAAAAGCCUACCUGCGGACCCCAAGGGCUCGCGUUCUCGCCCUAGCUGCCUGCGCUUGCUGGGUAGCUGAAGUAGAAAGAGGGGACGCCGCCCGGGGGCGCGGGUCUGCUUUACAUUUCCUAGAAGGUAGGAGGCACGGCUACCGUGCCGCGCACCAAGCUAGCGGAAGCGCGUGCCCUUAUCUACCUCUACCUGACCCGGCUUUUGGCACUACAGAGGCCGGCCGGAUCUGGCGCGCUAGGCGUUGGGCUGCAGUUGGUGGGCCGGUCGCUCUACUGGCCGCCAUUUCUUAUUCGUUUUAUGUUGCUGGCUACGCGUGCUCUUCCUUUUUGUUUUCGUAUGUAGUGAGGUCACCGAACGGCUCUAACCAGGGAGUUUUUUUGACAGCCAGACAGCAAAACGGCCGUCAGUUUUCACGCGGCCGGAAGCGUUUUUUGACAUAAAAAAUUUCCAAUUAUCAAGCGGGCGGGGCUUUGAAGUCAAACAAGCCCGGUCGAAAACUAUCGGUUCGCACUUGAUAAAACGACGCAGGGGAGCCGGCAAAAGGGGCGCCCUUCUGAGGCGCCCACCGCCUUGGUUUCUGGCGGUUUGGGCCGCCAAAAAAGGGGCGCGCAAAAAACUCGCCCAAAAUCAGAACAGCGAAACAGCAUGGCACGGCCGCGAUUUUGGAGCAUUUUGGGCGGCCGCGAAAGCGGCCGCCUUUUCGCCGGUUUCGGAGCCUGGGAAGCUUUGCAAAAAGCGCCGGCGGGAAAAAUAAAGACGCAAAAAAGAAAAAGCGCGCCAGACGCGCAGAGCCAAUCCGCAUGCUACGGGCCCGAUUUCCCCUCGCUUUUUGGACGCCCCCCGUGGCGCCCGGAUCGGCCCCAUAGCAUGGGGGCUGGCUUUCGGAAAGGAAUAUCGGAAAUUUGCCAAAAUUUGCGACGCUUACCAAGCGGCCGCCAUACCGUGCGGCCUAACGUUACUCACGGCGGUAUGGCGAGCCCAGAAAAAGCAAAGCCGCGGCCAAGGCGGCGGCCGGCAAGAAAACGCCCACGACCUCACUACCCCCGCCCCGGCGGCUAUUUUGUACUUUGUUGCCAUCAAGCUGUUUGCCAUCAUCGCGCGGCGUUAGUGCGUCGGCUGCCCUUCCGGGAACAGCCAGCCCCAAAGAAAGUACGCUCCAGCUCUUCAACCAAGCCUCUUCGAACUGUUUCUAGUUGCUGCAGUACUGCUUUUCUAUUGUUAUGCGCAGAUCCCCGCGCCGUUGUGCCUGCACGGCGGCGCGAGCCCCAAAUACUAAUGCUCCCAAGUAGUUCGAAGGUGGGGGCAUUUUUCAUUGCAAUACGGCCAGCUGCCCUACAGCCGGCAGAAGCACCCGGGUGACUGGGUGUACCGAAUCGAAAUGCCGGAGUGGCUCAACCAACGAGCAUUCAGCCUCGCGAGCGCCUUCCACCGCCCAGUCCUCGUCAUGAGGGUAUGGAUUGCAAAAAUGUCUGGGUCUGGAAGGUGGUAACUUGUGAUGCUGCAUCUGGAUGUCUAAAAAAUUUCUGUUGCAUGAGCAGCAAAAAGAUUCCAGUUUUUGCUACGCGGGGAGGGCAUUUGUCAUGCGGAAUAGGCAUCAAGAUUCCCUCAGAAAACCUGUGAUGCUAGGGCAUGCAUCACAGACAUCAUGGCUCAUGCAAACCGUGCAUGACAAGACUCAGAAUCUUCCAGACCCAGACAUUUUUGCAUUUGAUAGAGGGAUCGGAAAGACAAUUUGAUCGCGAAGCUGGAGUUACGCAUAAUGCAAAAGCAUCGCGCACUACUUGUACAACUACGUAUGGAUGAAUUCCAUCACAUAAACUUACAGUCUAAAGUUGGAACGUCAAAUUUGUAAUGCUGAUUUACGUUUUCUUCUUAUCUUAGAAGAACCCUCGAUGAACAACAUGCAUGCAUGACUGCGGAUUAAUAUAGUCGGAGUGCGACGAUCCUUUUGCAGCGUAUAUGAGUACGUCGGGGCAACAUCGGGGAAACCGUGGGAGUGGUGGUUUGGCGGGCGGAAAAUGAAGAUAACCCUGUAUCUAUGAAUUGCCAAUAUGUCUGGGUCUGGAAGAUUGCAACUUGUCAUGCUGUUUUGGGACUCGAAAAAAAUUUGUAUUGCAUGACCAGCAAGAGGGGUCCAGUUUGUGCUACACGGACAGGGCAUUUCUCAUGCGGAAGGUGCAUCAGGAAGGGUUCUAAAAGUCUGUAAUGCUAGGGCAUACAUCACAGACUAUCGUGGGUCAUGGAAAACCUGCAUGACAAGCCUGGCAUUCGUCCCGACCCAGACACUUUUGCAUUUGAUAGUAUCAGGACGACGGUGUUGAGCCGCGGCACGAUCCGGCGCUUCUCAGUUCGCUCUUGCUCCGCUGCGAUGCGGACACCGCGUCGCACAACUUUCUGAAGCAAGCCGUUGCGGCCCUCGGAAUCGGUUACGGGAAGUUCCUGCACUCGUUCAUCCCGGGCCAAGCGGCCAAGGUGGCCAUGAUUCCAGCUCAGCUCGCCGGAGGGCAAGUGGGCGUGUGGACAGCGCUCAACUCGGGACUCUACGGUCUCAUCCAUGGUACGAAAGCCCUCUUCGACCGAUCGUCGUGGCUGCGAAACACUACCAACAAGUACGUGUGGCCCUACCUGUUCCCCCACCGCAACUUUACCAAUCUUACUUCGCCGGAGUAGAAGGUUCAGGAGGUGGAAAAUGAAUCCGGAGGCGGGUCAGAUCCGUGAUGGCCGCUCUACUGCUUCUUUUUAUCCAUAAUGCAGACGCUGUCUACGCUCUUUAUUUCGAUACUGGGAUUUUUCCUUUUCAUCCUUGUCCAUUACACUUUACCGCUAAGCAAACUGAAUAUCUACAACUUCUCUUGACUGAAUUUUUUGUGCUAGGUACUUUUACAGACUUGAAUCGACGAAGACGAACUCACUGACAUGCUACAGCUUUCGCUAGCUUUUUUGUGCCUGCUUAUAUCAGAAUACUCUACAUGUAAAAUUAAUUUUGACACAGGAACAGCAAAGGCAAGUCUAAAACUAAAUUGAAACCUAAUAUUGACACCAUCAGAAAAUAUCACGGUUUUGCACG
This is a messenger RNA of Amoebophrya sp. A120, 7317 nucleotides long. NCBI's taxonomy places the organism in Eukaryota, Dinophyceae, Syndiniales, Amoebophryaceae. The record is from the annotation of a GenBank genome assembly.